Andrographis paniculata is the source of this 2559-nucleotide messenger RNA. RefSeq names its product phragmoplastin DRP1C. Gene Ontology annotation, molecular function: GTPase activity; GTP binding; microtubule binding. Gene Ontology annotation, cellular component: microtubule; cytoplasm; membrane. The coding region runs from base 100 to 1947 and encodes 615 amino acids. NCBI's taxonomy places the organism in Eukaryota, Viridiplantae, Streptophyta, Magnoliopsida, Lamiales, Acanthaceae. The transcript is spliced from 16 exons. The record is from RefSeq and is a predicted model, not a curated record.
ACCAAUUCCAAAUCCCUCGUCGUUCUUCCUCGCAUUCGUUUCUCUAUUGCUGACCUUCAAUCCAAUUUUGUUUUAUUUUUUAUAUUUUUUUUGCACGAAAUGGCGACAAUGCAGAGCUUGAUCGGUUUGGUGAAUAGAAUCCAGAGGGCGUGCACUGUGUUAGGCGACCAUGGCGGCCAAGGAUCCCUCUGGGAAGCUCUUCCCAGCGUCGCCGUCGUCGGUGGUCAGAGUUCCGGCAAAUCAUCUGUGCUGGAGAGCGUAGUUGGGAGAGAUUUUCUGCCUCGUGGAUCCGGGAUUGUGACACGACGGCCAUUGGUGUUGCAACUCCAUAAAAUAGAUGGAGGCACAGAGUACGCAGAAUUUCUGCAUGCACCGAAGAAGAGAUUCACAGACUUUGCUUCUGUACAACAAGAAAUAGCCGAUGAGACAGAUCGCAUAACAGGGAAGACUAAACAAAUAUCUAAUGUUCCGAUCCACUUAAGCAUUUAUUCUCCAAAUGUUGUAGACUUAACACUCAUUGAUCUUCCUGGGUUGACGAAAGUAGCUGUAGAGGGACAACCAGAGAGCAUUGUGCAUGAUAUUGAAAUGAUGGUCCGGUCUUAUGUUGAAAAGCCAAAUUGCAUUAUUUUGGCUAUCUCUCCUGCCAAUCAAGAUAUAGCAACUUCGGAUGCAAUAAAAUUGGCCAGAGAAGUUGAUCCCACAGGUGAACGAACUUUUGGAGUGUUGACGAAACUAGAUCUGAUGGAUAAAGGAACCAAUGCACUUGAUGUACUCGAAGGUAGAUCAUACAGGCUUGUAUAUCCAUGGGUAGGAAUAGUGAACCGUUCACAAGCUGACAUCAACAAGAAUGUCGACAUGCUUGCUGCUCGCCAGAAGGAGCGGGAAUACUUUGAAACAAGCCCCGAGUAUGGGCAUCUAGCUCAUAAAAUGGGUGCAGAGUAUCUUGCCAAACUUUUGUCUGAGCAUUUGGAGAGGGUUAUUAGGCAGCGCAUUCCCAGCAUUAUUGCCUUCAUAAACAAGGCAAUUGAUGAAUUAAAUGCAGAGUUGGACCGUAUUGGCCGGCCUAUUGGUGAAGAUGGAGGGGCACAACUGUUAACGAUCUUGGAAAUGUGUCGUGCAUUUGAUCGUAUCUUUAAGGAACAUCUGGAUGGAGGGAGGCCAGGUGGAGAUAGAAUUUACGGUGUCUUUGAUCAUCAACUACCAGCUGCCCUCAGGAAGCUUCCUUUUGAUCGUCAUCUCUCUCAGAGUAAUGUUAAAAAGGUUAUCUCAGAAGCAGAUGGGUAUCAGCCUCACUUGAUUGCUCCUGAACAAGGAUACAGAAGACUAAUAGAUGGAUCACUCGGCUAUUUCAAGGGCCCUGCCGAUGCUUCAGUUGAUGCGGUACACUUCAUUCUCAAAGAACUUGUGAGAAAAUCCAUUUCAGAAACUGAGGAAUUGAAACGCUUCCCUGCACUCCAGUCUGAGAUUGCUACAGCAGCAAAUGAUGCAUUGGAGAGAUUUCGCGAUGAAAGCCGCAGAACAGUCUCCCGCCUGGUGGAAAUGGAAUCCUCUUACCUAACUGUAGAGUUCUUCAGGAAACUCAAUGCAGAGCCAGAGAAAACUCCAAAAGAAUCCAGCAAGGAAAGUGCAGACCGCCCAAAUGCAGAUCGCUACACGGAUCUCCACCUAAGGAGAAUCGGAUCAAAUGUAUCUGCAUACGUUCAUAUGGUCUCCGACACAAUGAAGAACACUAUCCCAAAGGCUGUAGUUCACUGCCAAGUUCGAGAGGCCAAGCGAGCACUCUUGAAUCAUUUCUAUGCUGAAUUGGGAAGGAGGGAGAGGGAACAACUUGGCAAAAUGCUGGAUGAAGAUCCAGGACUAAUGGCGAAGAGGGAUGCGCUCGCCAAGAGGCUCCAACUAUACAAGUCAGCGCGCGACGAGAUUGACUCAGUCGGAUUGAAGUAUUGAACAGCACAUUCUUGACAAACUCCUUAUUCAUGGUACACAUCUCUCGUAAUUAAUUCCUUGAGUGAGCUCUCAGCAGCCUGUAGCAGCUCUAUAUACAUAUAUACAUUCUUUCAUUCGCUUAAAAAUUUGAUUUCCUUUAACCGUAGCAUAGGUAGGUUGACCAUAUUCACUACAUAUUCAUGGGGUGGGUUUGAAUCUUAUCAGAACACACAAAAUACGUUUAUAUAGCACAUUCUAUAUACAGAAUUGUGAAUACAUAAUUUCAACUAAUAUUGCAUAAGCUGUAUUAAUUGAAAUAAUAUAUUUUCUGCUUGUAUUUAUUUUGUGUUAGACCGGGCAAUUCAACAUGCUAUAUAACCUAUCCCAAUAUAAUACCAUAUGUAGAUAAGAUUCUGUCAAAGCUUAUCAUUCUUGUUGCUGGCUCUCAAGAAACAGCCAUGCACAUAAAAAGAAUGCAUCUGGUAUUAAUUACACAGCAAGCAAUAAUUCCAAAUCCCCAAGUUAGCAUUACAAAUCCAUACAUAACAACAUACACAACAAAAUGUAAUAAAUGCGACACGAAAGAAAAGGCUAAUAACAUGCCUACAAAACUAAGGGUCACAACCCGCCACA